CGGGGCACGGGCACGCACUGACCAGUAGGGCAAGGAAGGCCGGAAUCAGUGUUUAAACGCUUUAGUAGAAUGUGGGGGCUCCUCUCAAGACUGCCUGUACCCCGAUGGCCAGCCUGAUGGCCCCAAGCUCCCAUUUCCCGGCAUCAGGGCCUGCUAGAGCUCCCCACCCUACCCACCCGCAGGGCUUGUUUGCUGGGUUUUCCCGCCUUCUCUAGCUGUCCAGGCGGGCAGGACUGCCCUGCCCCCUCCGCCCUGCCUGCUCUGCUCUGGCCAGUCUUCGCGGGCACAAAGUGACCCAUGCUGGGCACCUACAAAGCGCCCGGACACAGUGUUUGGAUGUAGGGGCGAGGCCCAACAAUGGGCAAGGCCAACCCUGUUGGUGGUUUCUAGAGGGGUAAAUUCUUGUCUGGAAAGAAAGGCAAAAAAAUGAGUAAGUAAGGCAAAUCGUUUCAGAUACUGGUAAGUGGAAUGAAGACAGGACAGUAGCUGGAGAGGCAUGUGGGGGUGGGCAGAGAGGACAUUCUAGCCGAGGUAGAGAGGUGGGCCUCUGAACGAAUGACAUUUGAGCUGAGAUAGAAAACAAGGACAGAUGGGUCGAGGAGGGACAGGCAAGCUCAGAGGCCUGAAAAGACUUAGAAAUGUAGGGGGAGCAGCCAGGAGGCCGGGGUAGCUGGGCAGAGAGGGGACAAGCCCACAGAGGUGUCAUCUAAGGCCUCAGGGGGUCUCUGGUCUUUAUCUGUUGAGAGCAGUGAGCAGCACGGGGAAGGCUGUGAGCCAAAAAGUAGUGACCUCCACCUUCUGCGUGUACAGGUUUUUUCGGACCCGAGCAGAGUCCUUUGUAGGCACUGCUCCUUCUUUAUCCAGAGGGUAGAUGGAUCAAUGUCCCACCCCCGCCCCCAGCCAGAGCUAGCCAUAUCCUAAUCCCUGAGCCUGUGAAUAUGGUAGCGUCCACGGCAAAAGGGACUUUGCCAAUGAGAUCGGAUUCAACAUCUUCCAGUGGGGGAGAUCCUCCACGUCAAAGAAGUGACAAGGGAAGUAGAGGUUGGAAUGAUGAGACCAACAGACAAGGAACGUGGGAAACCUAUAGAGGCCAAAAAGGGGAGCGACAGAUUCUCUCCUAAAGCCCUAGGACACCUUGAUUUUAGCCUCUUAAGACCCAUUUAGGACUUGUGACCUCCAGAACCGUAGGAGAAUGAAUUUGUGGUUUUUAAGUCACUAAAAUUGUGGAGAUUUGUUUUAGAUGUCCUAGGGAACAAAUAGAGUCCAAAAUACAAAGUCCGGAAUUUGUUAACUUCCUCCAACUUCAGAACUCCGUCUGUAUGCUACUGAGGGUCUUUCAGGACCCACAGUCAUCAGCCGCAUAUAGAACACAUCUCAGGGACGGGCAGGUGUCAAGCAGGCCUCCCUGAGUCUGUGAGGCAGAUGAGAUCUUUCUCAUUGAGGACAAGCCUGGAGUCAAGCAGACAUUGGUGGGCACAAAGCCUACAGAGACUAAGUCCCACCCUGCAGCGUCUUCCCAUUCGAUGGGGGAGACCAGUUGUAAAGAGAAAUGUCAAAUGUGUAAGGAGAUGGUGUUUAGAUGGAACUAAGCAUUCAGCCAGGACACACCUGGCCAUAUCUAUCAAUUUUUUUUUUCCUAACAGGAACUGGUUGGUAUAGAGAAUGACCUAUUAAAAUGACAGUGAUUGUGUAUGAGUUUAACCAGUCUAUGAACCCUGAGAAGUGCACAUACCACAUUCAGGGGCCAUCUGCAGAGCAGAGAAGACUUGGGGCCCAUCUCUAAGCAGAGCUCCUAAGGAGCAUCCUCCCCACCCCCACCCAGGCCUCUAACCGAGCAUGAUGACAGGUGCUCCCUAUGGGGCAGAAAUGCUAGGGUCUUGCGGUUGGCUUGGCUUAUGUAUCUGUUAUUUCUUAGGAAAAAGGGGUCAGGUUGUCAUCUCAUACACCAGUGAGGACUUUGGAAUUCCCAAGCUGUCCCACCCCUGCACAACAGCCUCGUCUCCCCUCCCAGCCCCUAUGGAGCCCCUUCCCAGAACCCUGGCUGGAUGAUGUCACAGACAGGUGACCUCACUGCGGCAAAGGAACCGGGAAUCUCAGUGGCAUGGGGGAGGAGGGAGGAUGUGUCCCCACCACCCCAACCCCCCAUGUCUGUGGUGAAGUCGAUCGAAUUAGUGUUGCCCAAGGAUGCCAUCUACUUGGCCGGCUCCAGCAUCAAAGGGCAGGUGGUUCUAAUUCUGAACAGCACCCUGGUGGACCCUAUUGUGAAGGUUGAGCUCGUGGGAAGGGGCUAUGUGGAGUGGAAUGAAGAAAUCGGGGCAUCACGUGAUUAUAGCAGAGAUGUUAUUUGCAACAACAAGGCCGACUAUGUGCACAAGAUGAAGACAUUCCCAGUAGAGGAUAAUUGGUUAAGUGCAGGCAGCCACACCUUUGAAUUCCAUUUCAGCUUACCUCCCAGGCUUCCUUCUACCUUCACCAGCAAAAUUGGCCAUGUCUUCUACUUCAUGCAAGCCUCCUGCGUGGGUCGGGAGCACAUUCUGGCGAAGAAGAGGAUGUACUUGUUGGUUCAAGGGACUUCGGACUUCCAUAAGGAAAACCCAUUGCAGAACCCUCUGCUGGUAGAGGCUGAAAAGAAGAUCUCCUACAACUGCUGCAGCCAGGGCACUAUCUGCCUACAAAUCCAGAUGGAAAAGAACACCUUCGUCCCAGGGCAGAGGAUCAUCUUCACCACGGAGAUCAACAACCAGACCGGCAAGUGCAUCAAGACGGUCAUCUUCGCCCUCUACGCCCAUAUGCAAUACGAGGGCUUCACCCCCAACGCGGAGCGGCGGUUGCGGGUGGAAAGCAGUGAGCUGCUCCGGCAGGAGGCCAACACGCAGAUCACACCUUUCGACACCACCAAGAUCAUCAGCACCUUCAACCUCCCGCAGGUGCUGUCCGUGAGCAGUAGCCUGCAGGACGGCGAGAUCAUGAGUACCCACUACGAGCUGGUCAGCACAGUCCACCUGCCCUGGUCCCUGACCAGUGUGAAGGCCAAGGUUCCCAUCAUCAUCACCAGUGCCCCUGUGGACCCAGACAGCUGCCUGCCGCUGGAGGGGCGGCUGUCACCCGAGAGCCAGGAGUGCCAGAAUUAAGUGCCCAAACUUCUAAAUAUUAAAAGCUUUAUCGGACUCUA
Molecule: messenger RNA, 3172 nt
Organism: Mustela lutreola (European mink)
Lineage: Eukaryota; Metazoa; Chordata; Mammalia; Carnivora; Mustelidae
Gene: ARRDC5
Product: arrestin domain containing 5
Exons: 3
Coding region: 2046-3131 (361 amino acids)
Biological process (GO): protein transport
Cellular component (GO): cytoplasm
Source: RefSeq, a predicted model, not a curated record